Messenger RNA from Paramacrobiotus metropolitanus, 2020 nucleotides. RefSeq lists its product as uncharacterized. Lineage: Eukaryota; Metazoa; Tardigrada; Eutardigrada; Parachela; Macrobiotidae. The record is from RefSeq and is a predicted model, not a curated record. The transcript has 3 exons. Bases 197 to 1813 code for a protein of 538 amino acids.
UUUGGUAAUUUUCAACUGGAUUUAGCAGCUGCCAAGUUUGGUUUUGUGCGGAAUACGUCAUACGCUCCUAAUAUUUGCGUGCUGUCAAUAUUUUUGCGUAUUAAUUUUGUGUCGAAGUUUUCUGUCGACAACCAACCAGACCUGGCUGCAAGCGGUAUCGUGUAUCGCAUAGUCAGCCGCAUGUUUCAGAGGAGGAAUGCAUUUUUAUGAAAUCAAUGAGCGGAAAGUGACCGAGUGGAAUUCCGUGUACGCUUUGAUGGAUGAAAACCGGCCGCUGCAGCACGGCAGCGUCGUUAACGUGGUGGAGAACGGGUUGAUUGUUGAUUUCCACUGUCCAGCCCGACGCUCCGUUCUUGUGGAAUUCGGAAAGGUCUUCGAUGCAUGGUUCGACAAACCGUCAUCGUGGUUCUGGUGCGGCAACCCGCGCUUUCCCCAUCCCUGGGAGGAUGACUACGGUCCACCGCCCGCGAACGCCGACAGACUGGCCGUGCGGGUGCUGCUGCGCGCCCGCCCCGAGGAUCCGUGGGUAUGGUAUCCCGGAAAACUCCUCAUUUUUGGGUUUGAGUACGGUGAUGAUUGGAUGUUCGUGGAAGUGGAUAUGGGCGGAGCGUUGCGCCGCGAACUAAUUCAUAGCAGUCAAAUGCUAUAUCCGAUGACCGACGAAGAGCUGCAACGGAUAGUUAUCAAGCCCGGCGACUUUGUCACGCGCUGCGUUAAUCUCCCGGAAGGGUACUGGACGAGUGUGACUCCAGCGUUGUCAGCGGCGUUAUCGCAAAAAAUCGACGACGAUCUCGGCGGACGAUGCAUCUCCGUCCUCAGUGAGAAGAUGCUGAUGAUGCAGCACCGCACUGGAAGACCGAUUACGGCGGACCACCUCGCGGGGUGCUUUGAGAAAGCGAAAACUGUUUCCGGCUUGUAUGUGAAAUGCGGACGCGAAUACCGGUGCAGCUUUCAUCCACCACCGCUUAAAACCAAACGCAAAAAGCCGCUUACAACAUGUGGUCGCGGAAUUUCGCUGCCGCUCAUACUUCUAGCAGAUAUCUUCCAGUCACUGGAUACCAUUGGUCGUUUGCGGUGUCGACGUACCUGCUACGCAUGGGAUGCCAUCCUGACGUCUGCCGAAGUGUGCAGCGAAGUGCGGGUGUCGUUCGACCAUGCCGUUUUCACGACGCGCUGGUCAAGCAUGGAUUUAACGUAUUACGCGGUGUACAAUUGCAUCCUCAAACACAUUACACCUGCCACGCGUCGUAUCUGUUUCUUAGACUAUGAUAAAAAGAAUUUGUACGCCCGGGAUUGGGGCAAACCGGUCAUCGAUUGUGUGCGGCAGGUGCUGAGCGGCACUGGACGGCGCAUCCAGCGAUUGGUCUUCUGCAAGCGCUACAUUAACCUUCACGAUGAGAAUCUGGCAGAGUGCUUUGACGAGAUGGUCGACAGUUAUCGUAAACUGGCUGCGGUCUGCGAUAAAACUGUAUACAGAGCUGUCAUCCUGGAAGAUGAGUGCUUACGGUCACGUAUCCGGCACGCCGUCAUCGAUUUGAAAAACUGCAGUGCGACGGAACUUUGGGACAUGUUCGAAAGCCAUUUGGAUGCUGUAAUCCCUCCGGCGGCAACUGCAGAGCGGAUUGUCCAGGAACUGUGUGCGGACAGAAAAGAAAGCGUCGUUGCAAAGAUUCUGCAUUCGUACCAAAGCGCUGAUCCACGGCACACAAACCACUACCGCGACUGGAAAUGGACGGAAGAGAAUUUGCAAGCGUUAGACAUAACCAAACUGAACCGCACGACGUUAUGUGCGCUUAAUGCGAAGGCACCUUGAGAGCUGAUUUUUUAUUGUAAUAAUAUGCUUGCUGAAUCUCUGCUACUCUGCUACGUUUUAAAACUGCACAAGUUCUACACUCCACGUAAAAAAGCGUUUCCCCGGAAUAAGAAUUUCAUCAGUGACUUACGAGAAAAUUGUCACAACGAUUCACCGAUGGGUAAAACAAUAUCGACAUCGAAUAGAAACGUUAAUACCGACUGUGCA